UGCCCACUCCUGGUGCGGCCAACAUAUCCCAGCAUCCCCGGCACCACCUCCUUCUUUUCCCGCCGCCAUUUUGCUGCUGACGGUGUUUUCACCACUCAGUAAGCAACCAUGGCGCCAAGUCGGAAUGGGAUGAUUCUGAACCCUCACUUCCAUAAGGAUUGGCAGAGGAGAGUCCGGACUUGGUUCAAUCAGCCAGCCAGAAAAAACCGCAGGCGGAAGACACGGCAAGCUAAAGCACGCCGCAUUGCUCCACGCCCCGUUGCUGGGCCACUUCGACCAGUUGUUAGGUGUCCCACUGUCAGAUAUCACACUAAAGUACGUGCUGGUCGGGGCUUCAGCCUGGAAGAGUUAAAGACAGCAGGCAUGAACAAGAGGGUGGCACGUACUAUUGGCAUUGCAGUUGAUAACCGACGUCGCAACAAGUCCACUGAAUCCAUUCAGUGUAAUGUUCAGCGUCUGAAAGAAUAUCGUUCUAAGCUGAUCAUCUUCCCAAGAAAGGCUUCUGCACCCAAGAAGGGAGAUUCCACAGCUGAAGAAAUUAAAGUGGCAACUCAGUUGACAGGAGCAGUCAUGCCAAUCAAGAAUGUAUAUAAAAAGGAGAGAGCCCGGGUAAUCUCGGAGGACGAGAAGAAUUUCAAGGCCUUUGCAAGUCUUCGUAUGGCCCGAGCAAAUGCACGUUUAUUUGGAAUUCGUGCCAAACGAGCAAAGGAGGCAGCUGAUCAAGAUAUUGAGAAAAAGAAAUAAAAAUGCAAGAAAUUGAACUAUUAAAUAUAAACAUUUCUAAAUGAAAAUAAAUUGUCAUUCUUUGUAAAAUGACAUUCAAUUUCUGU
Amblyraja radiata (thorny skate) is the source of this 830-nucleotide messenger RNA. It is a transcript of the gene rpl13, whose product is annotated as ribosomal protein L13. The coding region runs from base 109 to 744 and encodes 211 amino acids. Gene Ontology annotation, biological process: translation. Lineage: Eukaryota; Metazoa; Chordata; Chondrichthyes; Rajiformes; Rajidae. Gene Ontology annotation, molecular function: structural constituent of ribosome; RNA binding. The record is from RefSeq and is a predicted model, not a curated record. The transcript has 6 exons. Gene Ontology annotation, cellular component: cytosolic large ribosomal subunit; ribosome.